Molecule: messenger RNA, 967 nt
Organism: Cryptomeria japonica (Japanese cedar)
Lineage: Eukaryota; Viridiplantae; Streptophyta; Pinopsida; Cupressales; Cupressaceae
Product: ethylene-responsive transcription factor ERF018
Exons: 1
Coding region: 35-613 (192 amino acids)
Biological process (GO): regulation of DNA-templated transcription
Molecular function (GO): DNA binding; DNA-binding transcription factor activity
Source: RefSeq, a predicted model, not a curated record
UCUUCACAAGCUUUAGAGUUUUUUACCAUCAAACAUGGUUAAAUCCUCGGCAGAGCAGAAGCCCCGAAAUAGCUUACAGAAGAAAACACAAGAGUUGAAGGGAGUGAGAAUGAGAAAAUGGGGGAAAUGGGUUUCGGAAGUGAGAGUGCCCAAUUCCAGAGCCAGAAUUUGGUUGGGAUCUUAUGAUACCCCUCAACAGGCUGCUCGGGCUUAUGACUGUGCUGUGUAUUGCCUCAGAGGAUGCAAAGCAAAGUUUAAUUUUCCCGAUUCUCUGCCGGAAAUUCCAUCGGCCUCGUCAUUAUCUACCGCACAAAUUCAAGCUGUGGCGGCCAAGUUUGCGAGGGAAGAAAUCCGGCAGGCGCCGGAUAAGUGCUCUGCAUUUUCUUGUCCCGACUCGGUGUGUUUUACGGGCAGCCUCACGAUUUUGGAGGAGCAGGAGUGGACGCAGUUGUUUGAGUCCCUUCUUCAGGAUAUUGAGAGAAACCCGUCUCUAAAGUUUGAGGAUUUUCCUAUGAUUCAGAAUGUUGGUUUUCUUCCGGUAGAGGGAGAACAGAGAGGAAGUUUUCCAGCUGACGGAACAUCCGAACACAAAUUUGAAAGUCACGUCCAGUGACCAGGAGCAAGGGCUUUUUAUAACUGCCCCUGAACACUGCAAUUCCUUAUUCUUUUUACAUAUUUCUUAGAUUAUCAUACAACUAUUAUUUAAUGCGGAAUAGUGUAGAAAUACACUUAUAUAGGAACUUGUUAGUUAAGGAUUUAUUUUCUUUGAUGACGAUAAAUCGAGAUCAAAGAUAACGAACAUGAAUAAAACUGUGUAGAAUGAUGAUACACGUAGAUGAUAUGGUUAGGAUGUUCUAUAAUGUUCUCAUGUGAGGGAUCCAUGUUCUAUAAUGUUUUCAUGCGAGUGCUUCUUGAUGAUCUUAAAUCACAUUAAUUAAUGUUAAUCCUUGUAUGCAAUUUGAAAUAA